Messenger RNA from Nicotiana attenuata, 369 nucleotides. RefSeq names its product transcription factor DYT1. Bases 1 to 369 code for a protein of 122 amino acids. Gene Ontology annotation, cellular component: nucleus. Gene Ontology annotation, biological process: regulation of DNA-templated transcription. The transcript has 3 exons. Gene Ontology annotation, molecular function: sequence-specific DNA binding; protein dimerization activity; DNA-binding transcription factor activity. Lineage: Eukaryota; Viridiplantae; Streptophyta; Magnoliopsida; Solanales; Solanaceae. The record is from RefSeq and is a predicted model, not a curated record.
AUGGAAUUUCCCAACGCUCCAUAUGAUGAUUCAAACAUAUCUGAAGGAAGUAAAAUAGGAGGGAAAAUGGAUAAAAGGAAUCAAAUUGAGGGAGAAGUUAAAGAAUACAAAUCCAAGAACCUUGAUGCUGAGAGAAGGAGGCGUCAAAAACUUAGUGAAAGGCUUCUUGAAUUGCGCUCUUUGAUGACAAAAGAAACCAUAAUUACUGAUGCCAUCACUUACAUUAGGGAACUACAGACAAAUGUGAACAACCUAAGUGAGCAGCUUCUAGAAAUGGAGGCAACUCAUGGAGAGGAAUUGGAGACAAAAAGUGAAGAGAACAUUGAUACUGCCGAGGAGAUGGCUAACUGGGGCAUAGAGGUAGCCUGA